AUGAAGAAAUAUAAACUUAGAGAAGCAGAGACGGCCAGACAGCGAGAAAGAGAUAAAACAGAAUUUCGGCUUAAGAGCCAAGAAUUAGAUUCGACGACUAGAAGUAGAGUGUAUAAUCGAAGAGUAGCCGAUGAUGCUGGUGAGGAUAAUGAUACAGUUAAAGUAAUGCAACAAACUCCAUUUUUUGCGGAGUCAUUAAAACACCUAAUAGGAACUUGUCCGUUAGAAUCCAGAGAUAUUCCUGCUUUCUUUGAACAUGUUUUGUUUAUUUUACUUCACAACAAGAAUUACAGUACUCCUAUUUUGCUUUUUGUUCGUUAUUUGUUCAUUUUCGGCCAAAAUGACUACUUUAGUUCAACUGAUGUCAGGGAGAAAAAAAGAAAGUUCAGUAGGGGAGACUGGGGUCGAAUGGACCAGGACAUAUGCGUCAUGUGUGGUGAGGCUGGCCGAGACAACGAAAUGUGGUUUCGUUGCAGAAAUUGUGCCAAGUGGGCUCACGAGCUCUGCACGAGUGUUUCUAGUGCAGUUGAUUACAUUUGCGAAUUUUGCAUACAUGAAUAA
Messenger RNA from Helobdella robusta, 561 nucleotides. RefSeq lists its product as hypothetical. The transcript is spliced from 3 exons. The record is from RefSeq and is a predicted model, not a curated record. Bases 1 to 561 code for a protein of 186 amino acids. NCBI's taxonomy places the organism in Eukaryota, Metazoa, Annelida, Clitellata, Rhynchobdellida, Glossiphoniidae.